AUGUUUAUUGCCGAGUCUUUGUGUCUGGUUGCCCACGGUUUGGAUCUGCUGUAUAGAAAACGGGUCCUCAAACUCCCGCGUGGAUACGGCAAAUUUGAGUUCAUAGAUCCUCCAAGUUCGGCUCUGUUAUAUCGGGUAACUCCAUGGUGGUGGUUCGCCCUCCCCUCACUCUGCGAUAUCUUGGGCACGGCCACCAUCAACUUUGCCUUCACCAUGACCUACGCCUCCACCGUUCAGCUGCUCAGAAAUUCUGUUAUGAUUUUCACAGCGCUCAAUACUUUAGUCGUCAUGAGACGACCAUUGCUGGUCUGCGAAUGGACAGGCAUCAUUAUUAUGACCCUUGGAAUGGUCAUUGCGGGCGCAGAAUCUCUUCGAAAUCCAGAAGCCGAGAGCAACCAUUCAGGUUCAGCAGUUCUCGGGAUCAUUUUGACGCUUCUGGGUACUUCCCUGAACGCUUGCACUCUCAUUUUCGAAGAAGCACUCCUGAAGAAACGCUAUUCGCCUCCUCUUAGAGCUGUAGGGUUCGCAGGAAUCACCGGAAUCAUGUGGAAUUUAGUAGCGCUCCCAAUCGCGCACGUGUGCAAAAUCCAAAAUCUAGAACAUGGAUGGCACCAGCUGCUUUCAUCCGCGACCUUAAAGGGUUCAGUGAUGGCUUUCAUCUGUUCGUCAUUCAUUUUCAACUCCACGGGAAUGUUUGUGACGCAAUUGGGCAGCGGGCUGCUAAAAGGUUUACUCUACAGUUGCCGCGCGCCUAUUAUAUGGGUUGUGGAGAUUCUGCUGCGAUGGCAAGCGUAUAACCGCUUCGGUCUCAUCGGGCUGAUUGCGACAUUCGGAGGCUUUAUCGUCUUCACCAACGUCCUGAAGUUGGGGUCUUUUUGGACCACGCCCGUUGGCUGCGGAUUAACUCCCAAGCGGCCUUCGGUAGUUUUGAUACCGCCCUCUAUCUGA
Messenger RNA from Gregarina niphandrodes, 948 nucleotides. RefSeq names its product putative transmembrane protein. The record is from RefSeq and is a predicted model, not a curated record. NCBI's taxonomy places the organism in Eukaryota, Apicomplexa, Conoidasida, Eugregarinorida, Gregarinidae. Gene Ontology annotation, biological process: transmembrane transport. The transcript has a single exon. Gene Ontology annotation, cellular component: membrane; intracellular membrane-bounded organelle. Bases 1 to 948 code for a protein of 315 amino acids. Gene Ontology annotation, molecular function: transmembrane transporter activity.